AAGCCGUGUCGUCGACGGAAGCCAGGCGCUGCGUCUCGUCUUCCGACAGUUAUUCCUUUAAAGGCGCAUUUAAAGCCCUGGCUUCAGUCGUGGGAGCAGUGGACAGCCUGUGAAGCAGCAGCAUUCUGCCGCAGAGCCAGAGCAGCGACCGUCCGACCUCCCGGUGGACACAAACACUGAGCCGACUGGCUGUCAACGACCCGGCGAGGAUCGACUGCCCGGUUUGACAUCCACAGCCAGGACCAAAGGAACAACGUCUCGGGGACAUUUAUGAAGCUUUCGAUGCCUUUUGAUUAAUCAGCCAAUCGAUGGGGAUUUUUACAGGAGCUCCGCCCGCCAUCGCCACCCGCCCUCCUCCCCCCUCCAACUGCAGCCUGUUGCUCGCCCCCACCCACACCAUCAUCCAGCCCCCCAGACACAAAAUGACUCUGGAGCUCACCGAAUGGUCUUCUAUAUGGAUUUUUACUGCUUGUAAUAGACAGUAAAGAAACACAAAGCUGCAAACCUCAAUGACAAAAAAGCCAUAAAUACCCUAUGCACCCACACACACACAUCCACACACUCACAAGCACUCUCACACACAACACAUGCAAACACUGGCAUACCAACAAACCAAAUAAAUGUUCAAGCAGUAUCUCACACACCUCUCAAGCCAACACAAGGAAGGAAACGCACAAAGCCUCUCUUGGAAUGUACCACUCACUCUUCCAGUGAAAUACAACUGCUCACUUAUUUUUUGGGGAUUUUGUAUAAGCCUCGGAAAGCUGAUUUGCAUUUCUUUUAACUGGGUGGAAAACAAGAAGGAUUUAAUUUGAAGUUGCAGUAUUUUUUUUAUUUAUUUUUUUUGGAGGACAACUUGUUUGGGGCACAAGUCGUUGUGGAUUUCUUUUUGGCUUUCUCCUCUUUUAGAUCUGAGAAAAUUCUUGAUAGAUUGAGAAAUUGUAGCUUAUUCUCCAGUUAUUUAACAUUUGUAGGCAUUUUAUUUUAACUAGAACAUUUUGUUGUUGAAUACUUACAGGUCAGUCUGUUACAUCCACUGGUUGCAGUUUGUAGCUUGACAAAAUUUGAGUGAAUUGCUUUAAGAAACGUACUGUUAGUUUGAAAUAAGCUGCAACAAACUUGAUACAAUAAGUUUGUGUUUACCUUUAGGAGUUGCAAAAUAUUCACAGCUUUUCUGCGCUAGAAGGGGAGUUUUCUUGUUGCGUGCAUGCCCUCCACCAUGCCUCCGCAGAACACAGAGGCUGACACCAUGCAGGUCGGGUCUCUGGUUGGCGGGAUCGGCGCCAAGAAAUCCAGCGCAUCGGGCCCGGAGGAGGAAAACGCAGGAGCAGGCGGCGAGGCGGAUGGAUUGGGGGGCGAAGGAGGAGGCAAAGGAGGGGAGGAGUCGGCAAGCGAGGCGUCCAUUGAAGGUAUUCCCUUGAAGAGAUGGGUGAUGCACGGCGCAGUGAUGUUUGGCCGAGAGUUCUGCUACGCCAUGGAGACGGCACUGGUGACACCUGUGCUGCUGCAGAUAGGUCUUCCGGAGCAGUACUACAGUCUGACCUGGCUCCUCAGUCCGGUUCUGGGCCUCAUGUUCACGCCGCUGAUCGGCUCGGCCAGCGACCGCUGCACUCUGCGCUGGGGCAGGAGGAGGCCGUUCAUCCUGGCCCUCUGCAUAGGAGCCCUGAUUGGAGUGGCGCUGUUUCUGAACGGGUCGUUGAUAGGUCUGUUGCUUGGCGACGAGGAAGGCAGACAGCCAAUAGGCAUCGUUCUCACUGUGCUGGGCGUUGUAGUGCUGGACUUCUGUGCAGACGCCACAGAGGGACCAAUCAGGGCGUACUUGCUGGAUGUCGCGGAUACGGAGGAGCAAGACAUGGCGCUCAACAUCCACGCCGCUUCUGCUGGCCUCGGCGGUGCAGUCGGCUACGCUCUUGGAGGUUUGGACUGGACGCACACGUUUCUCGGAGCGAUCUUUAAGUCCCAGGAGCAGAUCUUGUUCGUUUUCACUGCCUUCCUGUUCACCAUCUCAGUGGUUCUCCACCUCUUAAGCAUUGAAGAACAGCAAUAUUCGCCACAGAGCGACCGGCUCGAUCAGGAGAGUCCAAACUCCAACCACCUGCAGCCGUCAGCUAAUGGCAGGCCUGGACUUCUUGCUCCCAAGCUGGAAAUGAUCGGCGAGGAUGAUACGAUAGAAACCUACGACUUCUACGAUUACGGUGACGAUCAUUCAGAGCAAGGAGACAUGGACUUUCUGGAAGUAGAGCUAGUCAGAAGUAAAAGCGACAGCGUUCUCGCCAUGGCGGACGCCACCCUCGACCAUCUGGACCACGACGCUCUGUUCCUGUGCCACCUGGAGCCAUCCAUCUUUGCCGAGCGCCUCUCGCCUUACCACGGGACUCCCCCGAGGAUCCCGUCCUUCUUCAGCCCCGACCACAGCAGCUCCCGUCCGCGGCUCGCCAGCAUCAGGCGCAGCAGCAGCGCGGGCAGCGAAGACUUGCUUCGCUCCCACCCCGGCAAUCAACACACACACACUCCCGCGCCCAGGAUCUCCCGCCUGUCAGCUUUCCUGCAGGAGAUGGAGAACGACGACGGGCAGGAGGCCCUGCUGAACAACCAGCUGAAUGAGCAGCGGACUCUGAACGGGCGACUGUUGGCCAGCGUGACGAACGCAGACACAGGGAGUUCAGACAGGCUGAGCUGUAAAGGACAAGCACACCGUGCCGGGAUGGUCAAAGCCGCCAGCACCGGAGCUCCCAUGCGACAGCCGCGCCGCCAUCACACCUUCUACCGCCAGCCGUCCUGCACCUUCUCAUACUACGGCCGCGUGGGGAGCCACCGUUACCGCUACCGCCGAGCCAAUGCUGCCCUCCUCAUCAAGCCGUCUCGCAGCAUGAACGACCUGUACGAAGUGGAGGCCCGACACAGGAGGCGGAACAGGAGGCGGAGCAGACACCGCAGCGGGAAUACGAACUCCUCCAGCGGGGACACAGAGAGCGAGGAAGGCGAGGUUGAGACCACCGUACGUCUGCUGUGGCUGUCCAUGCUGAAGAUGCCUCCAGAGCUGCUGCGACUCUGCGUCUGUCACCUGCUCACCUGGUUCUCCAUCAUUGCUCAGGCAGUGUUCUUCACAGACUUUAUGGGACAAGUCAUCUACGAAGGAAAUCCUACGGCUCCUGCUAACUCGACCUCAUUAGAAAAUUACCACAGAGGGGUUCAGAUGGGAUGCUGGGGGCUGGUUAUCUACGCCAUGACUUCUGCUAUAUGCUCAGCUGUUCUUCAGAAGUAUCUGGACAACUUUGACCUGAGCAUCAAGGUCAUCUACGUCAUGGGAACUCUUGGAUUCUCAAUAGGAACUGCUAUAAUGGCAAUCUUCCCUAAUGUGUAUGUUGCCAUGGUGAUGAUCAGCACCAUGGGCCUCAUCUGUAUGAGUAUCUCCUACUGCCCCUACGCGCUGCUGGGACAAUAUCACGAAAUGAAAGAGUACAUCCAGCACAGUCCUGGUAACUCCCGCCGAGGGUUUGGGAUCGACUGCGCCAUCUUGUCCUGCCAGGCUUACAUCAGUCAGAUCCUGGUGGCCUCAGCUCUGGGCGCCGUAGUGGAAGCUGUGGACAGUGUGAUCGUCAUUCCCAUGGUGGCCUCUGGGGGCUCUCUUCUUGGGUUCUUCACCGCCUGCUUCUUGGUCAUUUACCCAACACCAAACAAUGGGGAGGCGGACUCCACCAAAUCUUCAGAGAAACAGGCCUUGACAACGGUGGAAAACUCAAGCAGCAACGAAGGCCCCGUUACCGUGGUGACAGAGAAACCUACCUUCCUGAAGCUCAACAAGGAGGGAAAGGCGGCCACCACCACCACUUCCUGUCACGUGGAGAACGAGUCUGCUCUGUGAUUGGCUUGCAAAAUAGAGUAAAUUGACCAUUGGAAGUGAAUCGUUGGAUGAGACUAAAAUGUUAGCUUGGUCCUUCUCUGGGUUUUCGCUUUUUGAGACACUAAAUAAUUCAAUCUGCUGUGAAGGCCGGUGUCGCGUCACAUCAACUGGUCCAAGUUCUUCUUCAGCAAUCGGCAGAAGUUGGAUCGACACUCAGGUGUAUCCGAGUCAUCCAGGAUGAGGCUGUUUGUGUCUCUCAGGGGUUUCUGAGAGGAAACUUUAAUAAAAACUCUUUCUGGGGUCAGACGGACACCUUUACUCUGAACACUGCUGAUGAACAUUAGUCCUUAACGCUGCAAUCGUUACAAAAAAAAAUGCUGAAAAUUGUUCUUCCUCAGCCUGGAGUCAACUUGAUCGAACUUUCGCUGAAGCUGAUGGAUGUAUUUGUCUCCGGCGGAGGCACUGCGUUCACCAAAACAACAAAGCACUCAGCUUUGCGGGACUUUUCCAGCGCUCUGCGACAGUAGCUUUAAGACUCUAAAGACUUUUGGAAGAGGUGUUUCUGAUCCUCUGAGCUCAAAGCCUGGUACCUGGGGAAUAUUUAUCACUCUCUCCCCUGAAGUCAAUUGCAGAUGUUUUGCUUUUGCUCUCUUCCACAUUGCAGCAAUUUUUGUCUGUCUGUUUCUUGCAUGACAAAUAUGAUAUAUCAUAUGAUCUGCUCUGAGGAAAAGCAAGUUUAUUUAAUAUAAUUCCAGAAAAGAAAAAGCAAGGUAUGCAGUUUACUGGGCAUUACAAUCCCAAAUAUUGUUCCACUGACAAGUCAGAAGGUUUUGAUUUAUCACAGCUAAGCUACAUGCUGCAGCUUUAUUAAGCAGAGACAAAAGAAAAAACUUAUUUUUUUUAUUUUUUGCUGUAAGCAAAACAGCAAACUGGUUUGAGUCAGCUUUUACAGUGGGCUGCAGGGUUCAGCAAGAAAAAAAAAAGGUUUAUUUAAAAUCACUUUUUGCAGGUUUAGAAAGGAAGCAGCAGGAUGGAGACCAGAGAAGUGCAAAAUGUGUUAAGGGUUACGAUCAAGUUUUUUAUUGUUCAUCGUUAAUGGGCCAAAUUUAAAAAAUGGAAAAAGUCUUUGCUUUCCUCUUGUAGCACUUUGCUUUAAAGUCUGUUGGAGAGCUGGAGAGGGGAGGAUUGGCUGAAGAAAAAGGAUGUUUUUAUGGGUUUGGAGGUUAAACUUUUGACUUCCCAGUCCGGUUUUGGGAUGAGCAUAUUGGCAAUUGUAGUAGCAUUUGGAUGGAGAAUAAGCUUUUUGGUUAUUUGGAUUCAACUAAGAAUGGGUUCUUGUUUCUGUCCUGGACCUCUCAGAGGGCUCAGCCUUGCUGUAGUAUGAGCGAUGCCCCACAUAAAUACGCACGUGUUACGAAGCUGCAGGUAUGAAAAGCAGUAGAGUGCAGAUAAAGAAGUGAAACUAGCAAUAAAAAUAUUACUUCAACCAGUUAAACCAGAUUAGUUUUCUUCUGUAUUUUCAGGCACAGUGUACACAAUAGACAACGCCUUGUAAAAGUAUUUGAACAUUUUCCACAUUUUGUCUCUUUACAACCUUAAACAUCAAUGCGUUUAACUCUGGCUGGAGUGUUUUGUAGCCUGAAAUUGCCAACAAAAGUAUAAUUGGUAUAAAUACUCUUUCAAGGUUCUGUAAAUUCGGUGAGCAGAGUGGUAUUUGUGCUUAUGGGGAAAAAGAAAAGGAGAUAUGGGACAAUGACAGAUAACCUGAUGCACUACUUAAGUUGAAUCUGUAAACACAAAGGCAAUACCAUAUUUUGAAUUAAAUGCAUGGACACUCAACUUCACCAGGGUUCUGGAGAUUUGCAUGCUACAGCAGCAAUUUGCACGUGUAGAACACCAAAGUGUGACUCUGUACAAAUGGCUCAAACCCUUUUCCUUUGUCGUCCUAACUGGUCAGGGGCCUAGAAUUUUUAACGGAUAGCUGGAUGUCAGUGUCUUUGUUUUUUUUUUUUUACUUGAAAUGUGUGAAAACAUGCACUUUUGAGAUGGGCAUGUGCUGCAGUCGGUCUGCACUCUAAAGAAGCUCGUAACCUUUUCGCUUCCAGUUUUGCACAAAGCGGCAGACGACGUUUGUCGUCAUUUUUCAAGCAGCCGAGACGCUCAGACGUGGGAUUGUCCUUCGACAUGAAGCUCCUGUUUUCUUGUUUUUUUGAUGAGACUCUCUGGGCCGCAAAUACUUGAAGUGCAAGUUGAGUGUUUCUACUCCCUUUGUAGCGAGAAAGUGUUAGAAAGGUGUUUGUUUUUUGCCUUUUAGAUGAAUGUUCAGACAGCACGGCCCCACCAGUGGCCUGCUGGGAGAUUGAGUUCUUAACCUUUGAUUCCAUCUUGUGACUAAAAUGAAUGUGAGCUGAUUUCAGCUGAAAUCGUUCUUGUUUCGGAUGUUCGACGAGUCAGGGUGAGCGUGCUGAUAUUGCAUAGAACUUGCACAUAAGUUUAAAAAAAAAAAAAAACAGCAACACAAUGCAGUGGAGUUAUGUUGCAGAAGACAGAGCUAACUGUGGAUAUUUAUUUUUUAAACUUUAGCUUCUCUAAAGCGACAGCUUCACUUAGUGUUGAGAAGACAAAGGUAAAGCCAUUUUAUUUGGUGUCAUGGGUGAUGCUAAAGGGGUAAACUGGAGUGUGUCUCUCGGGGUGUGUGGGAUGUGCUGUUCACAUUUAAAGCAGAAGACAGGCUUUACAAACCGUCAUCUCAGUGUUUGUUUUUGGUUCUUGUUCUGUUUUUUUUUUGUUUUUUUUGCAAACGCCUGGUUUACACUUAACUCUGGAAACGUCCGCUGCAAUACUGAAAUACAGGUCUCUGUUUUGAUGUAAAAAAAUAAAUAAAUGGUUGUACUUGUUUUCUCGGGCCGAGCCACUCGCAAGUUUAGCUUCUGCACUUUUCCAGUGGCCACUAUGUUGGUUUUCCUGAUGGGUGCAUGAAUGUGGAGACUCCGUGAAGCUGUUUCUGUUAUUCCAGCGAGCAGCGAGUCGCUGCAACCUGUCGAAACUCAAGAGUGUGGCUGUACCUCGAGUGCUUUGUGUGGUUAACGGCGGAGGAGAAAAAUGCCUAUAUACUCUGAUUUUAAUAGAGAUUAAAUCAAGACAGAUAUUUAAAGAACGGGAAAGCAGUUAUAUGCCGUGUAAUUAAUAAAUAUAUACAUAUAUUAUGCCUUGUUCACUGAAAAGAUGUAAAUAUGUGUCUCUUUUUAGUUUCUUCUUUUUUGCUGCUAUAAAAAAGAUGAUUAUUUUUGUUAGUAGAUCUGUUUUCUAUAUAAAGCCUGAAUAUUUCUCUCUGAAUAAAUAUGCUUGAGCCUCCA
Messenger RNA from Xiphophorus hellerii (green swordtail), 7200 nucleotides. RefSeq names its product solute carrier family 45 member 4a (gene slc45a4a). The transcript is spliced from 16 exons. The record is from RefSeq and is a predicted model, not a curated record. NCBI's taxonomy places the organism in Eukaryota, Metazoa, Chordata, Actinopteri, Cyprinodontiformes, Poeciliidae. Gene Ontology annotation, biological process: transmembrane transport. Gene Ontology annotation, molecular function: sucrose:proton symporter activity. Gene Ontology annotation, cellular component: membrane. The coding region runs from base 1208 to 3865 and encodes 885 amino acids.